Molecule: messenger RNA, 2760 nt
Organism: Neospora caninum
Lineage: Eukaryota; Apicomplexa; Conoidasida; Eucoccidiorida; Sarcocystidae
Exons: 15
Coding region: 1-2760 (919 amino acids)
Biological process (GO): ubiquitin-dependent protein catabolic process; protein ubiquitination
Cellular component (GO): cullin-RING ubiquitin ligase complex
Molecular function (GO): ubiquitin protein ligase binding
Source: RefSeq, a predicted model, not a curated record
AUGGCAACCACACGCGCGUAUUUCUCUUCUUCUUCUUCUUCUUCCUCUUCUUCUUCCUCUUCUUCUUCCUCUUCUUCUUCUUCUUCUUCCUCUGCAUCGGAGGAGAGCCUACCGCCCUCGAUGGGGGUUCCGCGAGCAAUGGGAGGCCCGCACGGCGUCGUCGAACUCGAGGCAGGCUGGGCGAUGCUGCGAGACUGCGCCAUUCGGCGCCUCGAGCACUUUUUGCGAACUGGAGAGGCUCUCGGCAGACGCAAAGACGGGAAACUGUGCAUCUUCACCAGGAAAGAAUACUCCGACAUGUACACAACGGUGUACAACAUGUGCACGCAGCGCUAUCCUAACAAUUGGUCUGCCCAGUUGUAUCAGCGCUACGGCGAAGCAUUAGCCUCUUACGUUAAUCGUGAGGUGGUCCCCCGACUCGAGGGUUUGGCCGAGGAAGAGCUUCUUCGUGAACUGCUUCUUCGCUGGAAAAAUCACAAAAUCUACGUCACCUGGUUGGAGCGCUUCUUCGUCUACCUUGAUCGCUACUACGUCAAACUCCAAUCUGAGGAACCUCUUCACCACAAGGGUAUCCUCAUCUUCAAAGAGCUGGUUUUCAAUCGCGUUCGCGUCCCGCUACGAGAGGCCAUUCUGAGCGCCAUUCAGAGACAGAGAGAAGGCGAGGGAGUCGACGAGGAGCUUUUGGGCGACAUCGUUUUCAUGUACAUCGGACUGGAAGCGAACGGCCUGUCUCUUUACCAGAGAGAACUGGAGGAUUACUUACUGCCCGAGUCCGGAGACUACUACUCUCGCGUGUCGGCGGCUUGGAUUGAGACAAUGUCCUUCACAGAGUACAUGCAUCAUGCACAGGACGCGCUGCUGGCCGAGCAGACGAGAUGCUCCACGAUUCUGCAUCGCUCGACAAAGCUGAAGCUGCAGGCAGUUGUUUUCGACGCACUCCUCGCGGCACGGCAAGACCAACUCCUGGAGAAAAACACCGCCAUCGAGUUCCUCCUUGCGCGCGACCGGAGACAAGAGCUUCGGCUGGCCCACCGACUCUUCACCUACGUCGAAGGCGGCGUCGAGGCCAUCGCCGCCACCUUCAAAAAUUUCGUCACUACCCAAGGAAACAAAAUCGUAGACCAGCGCCUCGCGCAACUUGAAUCAGCAUCUUCCUCUUCCUCUUCCUCCUCUUCUACCUCUUCUGUUUCCCGUCCCCCGGGGGCUGCGUCGAUUGCCGAGGCUCAGCAAGCAGAUGCAGCUUUCGUUCAACAGCUCUUGGAUUUGCAUGAGAGUUCGAAGAAGAUUCUGGAGGAGUGUUUCGUUCUCUCUUCUCCAUCGACUUCACGCUCACUGCUGUGCGUCUCGAACCCGCAACAGAAACUUUUCCGCCCCUACGAGGAUUCGCCGUGGGAGACAGACCGACCUGACGGCGAAGGGGCCGGCUUGGGGACUCCCGAUCCACUCUUUCAAAAAUCUCUCAAAGAAGCUUUUGAGCACUUUGUGAAUCGCGACAUUGGUCGCCAGAGCUUCGCGCAUCUCCUCGCCUUCUUCUGCGAUCGACUCCUGAAGAAAACAAGCGAGAAACGGAGCGAGGAGCAGAUCGAGAACAUGCUCGUGCGCGUGGUGGAAAUGUUCAAUUACGUCACUGAGAAGGACGUCUUCGCGGAGUGCUACCGCUCUCAACUCGCCCGGCGGCUGCUGCACGAGACGUCCGCCAGUGAGGAUUUGGAGAAGAGUGUGAUCAGCAAGCUGAAGUUGAAGUGUGGGGCGCACUUCACGUCGAAACUCGAGGGAAUGCUCCACGACUUGAACAGCGCAGCAGACACCUACCGAAAGUUCAUUUCCUGGAUCGCCGAGAAGAAAAAGCAAUCUGCACGCGUCGACGCAGAGGCAAUGGACGCAAGCGCCGCAUCGGCGGGCGCCCCUGGCGCGGCUGAGGACGCACAGACGGAGAGACUCCUCGAGAAAGUGUCUCUCGCCGGCGCAAGCGGUCGCCUGCAAAGCGGCGCAGGCGGCAACGGCGUCGCGCUGGUGGACGGAAUCGAAUUCUCCGUCCAAAUCCUGACCACCGGCUACUGGCCAACGUAUCCAACGGCUCUCGUCAAUCUGCCAUCCUCCAUGCAACUCUGCCAGACUGUUUUUGAGACUUUCUACGCGAGUCAGACUCAGCAUCGCCGAGUCACGUGGAUCCCCGCUCUCGGGACUGUCUCUGUGAGCGCGACGUUCCAGAAAAGGCAUGACUUGAUUUGCAACACGUACCAGGCGUGCGUCUUGCUCCUCUUCAACUGGGACUCUCCGUGUCAUCGCCAUGCAGCGGAGGCCGAGAGCGAAGGCCCGCGCGUUGACCCGCAUCUCACUCUCGCGACACUGACAAGCGCCCUCAGCCUCGACGAGGCGACAGUGAAGAAAAUGCUCGCGAGCUUCUUCCUGGGCCGCUUCAAAAUCAUUAAAAAGUUGAACGACGAGUCCUACCAGGUGAAUGCGGGGUUCACCUGCCUCAACAGGAAAAUCAAAAUCCCGACCCCUAUUCAAGAGGAAGUUCAGUCGCGAGAGCGCGUCGAAGAGGAUCGCUCCGUCGCUAUUGAGGCUGCCAUCGUGCGCAUUAUGAAGGCGCGGAAGGUCAUGCAACACCAGCAGUUACUUGCAGAGGUCCUCAGCCAGCUGAGCUUCUUCAAACCGAAUCCGAAGUUGAUAAAGAAGCGCCUGGAGCACUUAAUCGAGCGCGAGUUCCUCGAACGCGACGCAGAGAACUCGAACCUGUAUCGAUACGUGGCCUAG